AUGGCUUCAUCAUCUGGAACUAAAGAAGUCAAGGGGCUUGAGAAGGUUUAUGUAAGGGGCGAGAACUCUAAUGAUGAUCUUAUAGAUUUCUCAUUCUUGGAUUUUGCACCAGAGACCUUUAAACCAACCUCAAAAUUGUUCGAUGAGCCAUUCCUUAACAUAUUAUGUGAUGAAAAUGUGCUAAAGAGGACUCUUGAUGGAAUGGGAGAUUAUGAUAAUGAAGAUGGUGUUAAGGAGCCAAAUCAUGAUCAUAUUGAUGAUCAAAAUGAUUACGAAGUGGGUGUAAAGUAUAAGGUUCAUGAUCCAAACAUCCAUUGGAAACAAAUGAAGCCUAUAGAAGGACAGUGUUACGAGUCUUGUGCUCAACUCAGUUACAACUGGUUAGCCAAACAUUACUUGAAGGAUAUCAUUAGUAAGCCAAAUAUGACCUUGACUGAGAUGAAAGAAGAUGUAUUUAGGAUGUUUUCAGUAGAAGUGUCUAAGGGGCAAUGUCACAGGGCUAGGAUAAAUGCAAGAGAGAUGAUUAAAGAUAACUUAGAAGAACAUUAUGCAAAGGUAUGGGACUGUGUUGCAGAAAUCCUCAUGUAUAACCCAUGA
Messenger RNA from Lactuca virosa, 597 nucleotides. The record is from the annotation of a GenBank genome assembly. Lineage: Eukaryota; Viridiplantae; Streptophyta; Magnoliopsida; Asterales; Asteraceae.